Messenger RNA from Loxodonta africana (African savanna elephant), 5559 nucleotides. RefSeq names its product glutamate rich 1 (gene ERICH1). NCBI's taxonomy places the organism in Eukaryota, Metazoa, Chordata, Mammalia, Proboscidea, Elephantidae. The transcript has 6 exons. The record is from RefSeq and is a predicted model, not a curated record. Bases 111 to 1193 code for a protein of 360 amino acids.
GGGGGCGCGGAAUCCCGGAAGCGGCCGGGCCGGCUGGGUCGCUCCGGGGAUGGUUGGCGUGUCUGGGCGAAGCCGGGGGCGGCCCACCGAGUCGGCCCGGUUCCGGAGCCAUGUCCGACCUCAAGAAGCAAGUGUUUGUUGGAAAAGUGCUGAAGAAACUUUUUCCUGAUGUUCCAAGUGGUCAAGAAAAGAUUGCAACGGCAACUUUGAUCUCAGAAAAACCACCUGAAAAGGUGACACCUGAGAAAGCAAAACUCAAGAGAGUUCAGCCUUUGACAGAUGGCGGCACUAAGAUCCAGACUGAAAGACGACUGUGUGCAGUGAGCCUGCCUCCUGAGGGCUAUAUUCCGUGUCUGCCAGAGCUGAACAGUCGCACGGAUUCUGAGAGCUCGUCCAGCAGGGCUGACGUAGAAGAUGAGGGUCCUCAUGAUCAACCAAAGAGAAAAAGAAUUAGAAAGCAUAAGUCAAAGAAAAAUUUUAAAAAUCCCAAUAAUGUCCAUGUAGAACAAGCAGAAUUAGAGGAACAGCAGAGUCUUUUACAAGAGCAAUUACAGCCACAGCACACAGAUGGCACCACAAUAAGCAAAAAUAAAAAAAGGAAACUGAAAAAGAAACAGCAAAUUAAAAAGAAGAAAGCAGCUGGCUUACUAACAAAAGCUUCUGGCAUCAAUUUCACAUACCAGCCUGAGGAGAGCAACAGUGAACAAGAAGAAUUAAGAAAUACUGAUGAGGAAGGUGUUAAAGACACCAAUGAGCAUGACAUUAGAGACACCAAUGAGGAAGAUGUUAAAGACACCAACGAGAAAGAGGAAGACAUUAAAGACACCAACGCGGAAGAUGUUAAAGGCAUCAAUGAGGAAGGUGUUAAAAGUACCAACGAAAAGGCAGAUAGUAUCCUAAAUUUUUUGAAGUCAACGCGUGAAAUUUAUCUUUAUGAUGGUCUCUCCAAAGAUUCCGAGUCAGCUGUCUUUAUGGAAACCACGGAAGAGCUAUUUAAACGUCUUGAAUCUCACAGCCUGUCGCCCUCAGAUGUGUUCAUUCUGGAUCACAUGAAAACGCUGUUACUUCUGCAAGAUACUGAAGGAUUGAAGAGCGCCCUGGACAUGUUCCCAGAACAGUGCGUGAUGCCUCCCGCUCCAUGUUCAGUGACAUCACAUUGGUGGCUGGAAACGGGCCAUGGUGGGAGUAUUUAGACCAUGAAAAUCUGCCAACACAGAAAAUCAAGGCUUUUUCUGGAGAACUGCUUCACCUCUACACCACUGUUUGCAGGACACUGAGCCUGACCAGAACAGGCACUUGACAAACUCGGUUAAAUGUAUGCAUGAAAGGUACUCUGCAGAUUACUUUGAGGGAAUCUCAAAAUAAAUAAAAUGCAUAGUGUCCAUUCUCAAAAACCUUACAGUACAGCUGAAGUCAAGACUAAUGUAUGAAAAAACAAAAGCCAAAAAGAAAUUAAAGUUAAAUAACAAUAAAGCAAUUAUAAUACAUUGCUCUUAUUUAGUAGGUGAAUGGUAUAGAUAAUAAGUACUUUGAUUCUUAAGUGGAAGAGGUCAUUGUAGGUUGGGAUAACCAGGAGAGACUGCCUCACAGGUAUGUUAAUUAUUUGUUAAGGAGAUAUUUACUGUUCAUCCUCCUGAUGCCAGGCACCGUCGUGGGUCAUAGAGAUAGUAUCAGUGAGCCAGGUAGAUGAAGAUCCUGCAUUUUGGUGCUUACGUGCUAGUGGGGGAGACAGAAAAUAAGCAAGAUACACAAACAAAAGGUGUAGUAUAUUUGAUAGCGAUAAAUAGGGAAGGAGGAUAUUCUUGCAGCCAAGUGCAGAUGCGUCUAGUCUGUUGAAGGAGUCGAAAGGAGAUGUCUACUGUGAGGCACCUGAGGAGACCAGCUUGGUUGGAGCAGAGUGAAAUGGGGCGUAGAGCAGCAGAUGAAGAGAGAGAGGUGACAGGGGGAUCGUGUCAUGUCGGGCCCCAGAGGUCGUGGUAAGUUUGUUGGCUUUUGCUCUAAGAGAAUGGGAAAUUACUGGAAGGCUUAGAGUGGAAGGGCAACAUGAUCUGACUGCACUUUGCAGAACCUUUUUGGCCAUUGUGUUGAGAGUGGAUUGAAGCAGCGACCAGUAAGGGGUAACAGUAAUUGUAGCUGAGACCAGGAUGGUGAAGUACUGUCAAUAUUUUGUAGGUAGAUUCAGUAGGAUUUUCUCACAGACCAAAUGUAGGAUGUAAGAGAAAGAGACACAUCUUUGGCCUGAGCAAUUGGAAGAAUCAAGUAUCCAAUUAUGAGGCAGGAAAGACUGCUAGAGGGAGCAGAUUUUGGGGAGAAGAGACAUAUUAGGAACUCAGCUUGGGAUAGGUUAAGUUUGAGAUGCUUGUUUGAUAGAUACCUAGGAAGAGAUUUAGAAUUGCGAAAGCCAUUGGUCGCCUUGAUAGUAGUGUUGGCGGGGGUGGACAAGAAGAAGUAAAAGUUUUCUUGGAGUGGGUGCAAGAGAGAAUAAGAGUGGAGAAACUGGAGACUGAGUAACGAUAAUGCUUUCAAGAAUGUUUACCAUGAGAGAAGAUGACAAAUGAGGCUGGAGGAAGAGGUGGGGUCAAGAGGUUUUAUGUUUAAGAUGGGCAAGAUGGCAGCACUUUUGGUUGCAGAUGGCACAGAGCCUGUGAGAAGGAGAAACUGACGCUGUCACAGAGGUGGGAGAACUGCUGAAGCCACGUCCCUCUGUUGAAAACAGUAGUUGGAGCUUUUUGUGUUUAUAUUAAUAUGUAAUUAACAUAUGAAUAAGUUACUCUAAAAGAUCAUUUUACUCUAGUGAUCCAGCACCUGUUAGUUUCUGUCAGUUGAGAGGCCAAAUUGUAUUAAAUAUUUAACAAAUUUAGACCUCUGUAAUAGACUUUUACCCCAAAUUGUGCAAAAUCCAGUAAGCUAAACUAAUACAAGAUUUUUAUGAAAGAUGAAAAAAUCAUUUAAAAACUUUAAUUAGAAAAUAUUUGUAUUGUGUCCCUCAUGCUCAAGACUUUUCUUACGCUAGAGUUCUGAAAUGCGUCAAGAGAAUAUUUGGCCACUGUUGGGAGUUUAGCAAAAAUGCUCCCUCGGUUUCAUAUGUUAAAAUCAUUGGACUGGUUCUGACCACAACUACUUUAACAGCUGAUAGAACUAAAAUUUAUAUAUGAAGCAAUUUUCUGUAUAAAUGAAUACCCUUUUAGUGCAUAUAGGAUGCACAGUGAAAGUUUUCCUACGUGAAGUUAUUCUGUAAAACAAUAUUUUAGAAAUGGCAAAGGCAUACUUUCAGUUAUUAGAUAUAUCUUAUGCCAGUUUCGCUUAAAGAGCUUUCUGAAAUUGAGUUUUCUCUUUCAUAAGACUAGUUAAUAAAAUUUAGUCAAUGUAUCUCUCAUCUCUGUAGGAUGAGCAUGAAAAUAAUAACAUUUUAAAAUUAGGUGUAGGGUUUUUUCUACCAGUUGUAAUUCCUUUAUCUUCUUCGCUGAUGGAACAAUUAUUUUUCCUGAAUCAUAGACGUUUCGUUUGACUAGAAUAUAGAUAGCCUUUUCAAAAGUUAAAUUCAUGUCUUUUUAUACUGUUGGGACACAGCUGGCACUCAGUAAAUUGAAAUGAUCUCACAUUUAUAUCUUAUAUGAUAAAAAAAAUUUUUUUUUAUGAUAUAUAUAUGUGCUAUCAUAAUAAUACAAAAAAGUCCAUUGCCAUUGAGUCAAUUCCGACUCAUAGUGACCCUGUAGGACAGAGUAGAACUGCCCCGUAGAGUUUCCAAGGAGCAGCUUCAAACAGCCAACCUUUUGGUUAGCACCCCAGCGCUUAACCACUGUGUCACCAGGGCCCCUAGAAAACCAACCCCUUGCAGAUGAGUCGAUUUCAACUCACAGGGACCCUAUAGGACAGAGUAGAACUGCCCCCAUAGGGUUCCCAAAGAGCAGCUGGUGGAUUUGAACUGCUGACCUUUGGUUAGCAGCCUGAGCUAUUAACCACCGGGGCUCCAUCAUAAUCGUAGCUCCCAUUUAUUUCAUUUUUAUCAUGCUCCACAGACUGUGAGGGUACUGUACCUAUUUCCUCAUUUAAUCCUGGGUGGCACAAAUGGUUUGCAUUUGCCUAUUAACCAAGAAGUUGGUGGUUUGAACCCACCCGGUGGCACCAUGGAGAAAAAGGCCUGGUGGUCUACUUCCAUAAAGAUUACAGCCAAGAAAACCCAAUGGAGCAGUUCUAUUCGGUAACACAUGGGUUCGCCAUGAAUAGGAAUUGACUGGACUGCAAUGGAUUUAGUUUUGGUUUGAUAUAUAAAUUAAGUUUUUAUUGUCCACAUGUUGAGGAAACAGAGGGUUACUGAGGUUAGGUAACUUCCUUGGGGCAGAAUAGAGUCUACUUUAGAAGAAUCUUAGAGGUCCACUUCUCUUUGGAUCCCCCAGGCUCCCAUCGGCGGCUUAGAGCCCAGGAGUUGGCAGCCGGUCAGGCCUCUCCUCGCUGUUCCCCAGGUCUGUAGACCCAGCCUGGAGGCUCCCGUCAGCAGCUUAGAGCCCAGGAGUUGGCAGCUGGUCAGGCCUCUCCUCGUUGCUCCCCAGGUCUGUAGACCCAGCCUGGAGGAUCCCAUCGGUGGCUUAGAGCCCAGGAGUUGGUAGCCGGUCAGGCCUCUCCUCACUGUUCCCCAGGUCUGUAGACCCAGCCUAGAGGCUCCUAUCGGUGGCUUAAAGCCCAGGAGUUGGCAGCCAGUCAGGCCUCUCCUCGCUGUUCCCCAGGUCUGUAGACCCAGCCUGGAGGCUCCCAUCAGUGGCUUAGAGCCCAGGAGUUGGCAGCCAGUCAGGCCUCUAGCAUCAGCAGCAGUAGACGAAUUCCCUGGGGACAAUCCUAGGAUCUGAAGUUGACUCGGAAAGGUUGCCGAUCGAUUUUGCCCUUUUCCCUUAGAACUUAGUGCGUGCUCUCUGUGAUUAAUAACUUUAGAAGUAGAAGUCCAUUAUAAACUGAAUUCUACGUGACAGGAUUUGAAUAGUGCCUUUACAAGUUAUAUAAAGCCUGACAUUUGAGGUUAAUCUUUAUUCAGGGCUGUAAUUCUCCCAUGAAACAAUAGAAGGGUUGGCAGGUGAUGUUGAAGGCUGUCAAUUGAUACUUGGCGUUUGGCUGCUCCUGGCGUAGCGUCAGCUUGCGUGACGUUGGAAUGCUGCGUAAUCAGUUUAUUGUACCACUUAGGCAUCACUUUUCACUUCCAAUUUUUCUAGCUCAUCUUCGAGGUAGCCUUCAAUUUGCAUUUAAUUUCAGUUUGUACAUGGUUUUCUUUCAAACCAGAUUAUACACUGGCAGUAUUUGCACUCUGAUUCUGUGAAGUUCAGGCCUCACGGGAGACGUAGGACUCAUAAAGAGGCGAUAGCAAAUAUUCAGAACUUAUCCUUCUCUGUUGCCAUACUUGUAUAUAACGUAAGGCUCACUAGUCUGGUAAGUCACCACCAACAUCCUUUUUUUACCAGAGCUACAUUUUAUUAGAUGAUUAUUUCAAAGGUUUACUUUGGGCUGGCCCGAAGGCUAACAUCUAAAAAAAAAUAGCAAACUCGUAAUUUAUGAUUAUUUUUUUUUUUUGCU